AUGUCAUUGCUUGAGUUCUCGUUAGUUGGGCAUCGUAUCCGAAUUAUUUCCAAGGCUCAGAUCCGUUAUGAAGGAACUCUCUUUUCUAUUCGGAAAGAUGAAAACAAUGAUCUCGUUCUUGUCCUCUCCAAAGUUACAUCAUACGGCACAGAAGAUAGACCUUGUGAGCACCCAGUGAAACCACUUAGCGAGGUCUACGAGCACAUCGCUUUUCGCGGCAGAGAAUUGGUUGAUUUGCAGCUGUUACCAACCCCUCGUGUUGGUGACGAUCCUUCAAUCAUCAGUGCAGAACUCGAGCCUGGUCCACUAUCUAAAUCGGAACCGCAGGGAAGUGGCGAUGCUCCAAGUACAUCCAACUUCUUUUCACAGCCGGAGAGUUCGUCAAUAUCGUCUUUUCCAAACUUUAUGACCCCUAAGCCACCGGCUGAUCUGCUAGCUGAUAUUCCAGCAACUCCUUGGGGCAAUCUGGGUGCUUUGGGUGCUGCUGAAAAUGACCAGUCUACUGGUGCUGCCGUUGGCGCUACUGUGACUCCCAGUAAUGAGGACUCCGAAUCCAAAGACACGUCGAAAAAUGUUCCAAUGUCCGUUCAAAAUGGUGAGGGGCGUAGGGAUACGCAGAAUAGAUCUAGUGGCCGCGGCUUUCGACCUAAUUAUUCGAAUUACCAACGUUACGGCGGACGUAACGACGGUGGCCAUGGGGAGAAUCGACCUCGAGGAGCUUCAAGUGCAAACCAAUACUCAAAUUCUCGCCGCGGUUAUAACCAAAGACAACGACACUAUGAUCACGUCAAUAAACAGCGGUCUGAAGACGUGAAUUUCAAGGAGGAUUACGACUUUGACAAACCCAAUGCCGAGUUGGCGGAGUUUCUUGAAAAAGUUGAAAUAUCCCCCCACGGCAACACUGAGCCUGAACAUGGUGAGGAGGCUGCGCAUGAGAAUUCCGACACCUAUGACAGUAGCAAAUCCUUCUUUGAUACCCUAAGUUCGGAACUGAUGGAUAGGGCUCAUGGCGUUGUGAAUAGUCGUUCCCAUCGCGAAGAUAGAAAGCAAAACUUUGACACCUUCGGCCCAGCCGCCAAUCGCAUAGGAGCCGCUUUUCGAGGUGGCUAUAGGGGUCGUAGGGGCAGCGGUGUUCAUUAUCGUGGAAAUCAGCGUGGUGGGUACAAGUACAGCAAUAAGCAGAACGCAAUUCGCAAAGUGGAGGAUGGAGGUUUGAGCAAUCCAAAGCAAUUGCAACAACAACAACAGCAGCGUUAG
Messenger RNA from Echinococcus granulosus, 1257 nucleotides. RefSeq lists its product as hypothetical. Gene Ontology annotation, biological process: P-body assembly; cytoplasmic stress granule assembly. Gene Ontology annotation, molecular function: mRNA binding. Gene Ontology annotation, cellular component: P-body. Bases 1 to 1257 code for a protein of 418 amino acids. The transcript has 5 exons. The record is from RefSeq and is a predicted model, not a curated record. NCBI's taxonomy places the organism in Eukaryota, Metazoa, Platyhelminthes, Cestoda, Cyclophyllidea, Taeniidae.